Messenger RNA from Acaulospora colombiana, 1781 nucleotides. NCBI's taxonomy places the organism in Eukaryota, Fungi, Glomeromycota, Glomeromycetes, Diversisporales, Acaulosporaceae. The record is from the annotation of a GenBank genome assembly.
AUGCCGCGAAAUGAGCAAACAAAAUCGUCUACCUUACGCAGUCGCCAGCGAAUUACGAACAAGACCCGACUCAGGGUUGUCCACGGCUCCAUCGAUGCUGAGACGGUCACGAUCGGCGAAGACGACGGUCGUGGUGCCCUCCAUAGUACCCAGGGUGUCGAAGCUGAAGACGCUGCAGAGCACCACUUGCAACAGGUCCUCAACGCAGCCAAUAAUUCUGCAAAUAAUCAGCAAAGGAGCCAAAGGCCUUCUACUGGAGAUGCCGCGACACAAACGGCAUCGGCCACUCUCCAACCACCCCAGGAGGCGCAUUUUAUCCCAACUCCCGAUGCACAAGGCGUCGUGGGCAACUACGACGACCUAUACGUUCCAAACUCGCACGAGAUGCCUUAUGCUAUCCUAAUGUUCUCGGAUACCGUGGAGGAGUGCCGCACUUAUGGCCUUGCGGGGCGCUCCUACACUAUGGAUGAGCAAGACGCGGCCUGGUUAGAGAAAUGGAAUAAACAGGCUCGUGGCGAAGGUACAAGCUACAGUACUACUCGACGCUCGCGAAAUAAGGCCAGCGAAGCCGAGGAAGAGCCUCAACUGGUGAUCACUGAGGAUUGGUUUGAGCUUUGCAUGGGCAUGUUCGAAAAGUUCGCAUCCGAACACUAUCCAUAUCUUCACGUGGAUUCCUCUUGUCCACCAUUUUCCUUCUUUCAACCUCUUUUCCAAAUGCCGUAUACGCCAUCACUUUUUGCUUCCUCGCUCAUUCCUGAUGGAUUACCGGAUCCAAGCGAACUUGCUCAGAUGGCCAAGGGUAUCUAUCCGCACUGGGCGGAGCGGAAGGGGGAAAGGAAAGGGCGGUCAAUCAUUCCAGACGUAAAUUUGGAUGAAGCCGAUGAAGGAAAUGUCUAUGUUUGCUUCCGUAGGCGAGAGAUCAAGCCAAUUCGAAAGACUCGACGCAUGGAGACAACCUCAAUCGACAAGCUGACUCGUUUAUCUGUGGAAUUCCAGUCCGCACUUCAGUUGGCUACAAGAGCCAUCGAGCGUGAAGAGGCAAAGAAGGAGUUAUGCGAUAUGGAUCAAGUCGUCUGGACCUGGCGUACCCAAUUGGUCUCUAUCACGAGCAAAUUCCCUGAUCUACGCAAUCCGGACGAUGAUAAAUGGCUGGUUGACAAAGAAAAGGUCAAGAAACUCAAAACUCCUGGCUCUCUGUACGUUCUUUUAUUAUAUCCAUCGACACCCACCAUCUCAUUUGCUAUCUCUACAGACCACCAAUUACCAUUCCCAAAAGUGCCGCCAAUCCCGGUAAACUCGAUGACCUUCCUGAUCUUGGACCGCCGCAAGUUCAUCCAAGAGAAAGGUAUAGAGAUAUCCAGUACAAGAUCGAACAAGACCUCCAAAGAAAAAGAGACCAAGAUGUUCUGGGAUGGGAGGAUGUUACAAAUGCUUCAGAAAACGUGCCCAUCGAGCGUUCAGGUCGACCGGCAGCGUUCAGGCAUCGUAUUGGAAGAGGAGGUCGCCGCUAUCUCGACCGUCGAGAUUCACCUUUCACAUCAUCACCCCUUGCAACCCGCACUAAUGUCAAAACUCCUCCCCGAGACCCUUUCGCUUUUGCCUUGGAUCGGGUUCCCUCAUGCUACUCAACCCACCGCUGAAAACAAUGACGAGGCGACUAGUUCGGAUGAGGUUGAUGUAGAACUAGUCAAAAGGCUCGAAGAACGAUGCAAGUUCGAUACUGACCUUGUUUCGGCAACUAAACCUCCUGUCCGGACCGUUAUUGAUGACUUCGAUCAUCG